CGAGAGAGCGCAUAACUGAUAUUUACUGCUCAGAUUACUGUCUACCUGGUAGUUUACUGUAACAAUCGAUACAGCACUGAACCCAUACGUCAGUCGGCCGACACCUGAUCAGACGAGAACCACCGGUUUUAUCGCCGGUGUCAAUGCGUCGCAGAGUGACAUAAACAACCCCCCUUCAUAUUGAUAUCGCUUCUACCUUAUCACAAAUACAACCACAACUGUACCGUUCUACCAGCGUCGCCGGUGCGAAUUACCUCAAAAUGGAUGCCAGCUACCUUUCCGAGCAGGUUAAUAUAAUAGUUAGCCAGCUACAUAGCCUCUUCGACGAGAUUGGCGUCCCUAAUCAUGAUCGCGAAAAUAGAGAAGCAGAGCUCUUCGCAGCUCUCUCCGAUACCCUGAACAAUCAGGUGCAACAGGUGACGGCAGAGAAGAAAGAUAUGCUAGAAGAGGCCCAACGAACUAUCAAUUUGAUUCGCCAGAUGGAAGCAUCUCUUGAGGGCUCCCGAUCCCAGCAGCGCUACUCUGUAGAGGAUGAUGAUCUUCGCAUCACUUUCCCACUCACAAGAUGCCUAUCGAAAUUGAAAGAAAAGCAUACGCAAAUAAGCAAGCUUCACCGUGAAAGAUUCGAACAGGUUAAGAAACUUGUCCAAGCUCUUGAGUCCUAUUCCUCCCAUCUCGAGCCGACAUUCAUCAAAAUUACUUUACCACCUACGGGUCCGAACCAAUCUAUUCCGGCCAACUUCGAUCUUUCCCCUGCCUACGUCAAGAAGCUAGACGACGAAUUUACUCGAGUCUACGAAGAGUACACGCGACGAGUGUCCACAGUCGAGACUUUGUCGGAGCACAUUAUCCAACUAUGGGCAGAGUUGGGUACGCCCCAGGCACAAACUGAUAAUGCAAUUAUGAAGUACUAUCGCCAUGCCCCUGAACAGCUUGGUCUACAUGAAGAUGAUAUCACCAGACUUCGUAACAAGCGAGACAAGUUGGCAAACGAGAAGAAGGAUCGCGAGAAGCGUAUAAGAGACCUCAGGGCCUCUGUCGAAGCUCUUUGGGAGAAGCUAGGCAUUGAAGAAUCAGAGCGUAAGGCGUUCUUGAACGGAAAUCGCGGCUGCGGAAUUCGACAGAUCAACGAGUUUGAGGAUGAAUUAAUGAAGUUGAAUGAGCUCAAACGACAGAAUUUGCAUCUAUUUGUGGAGGAUGCGCGAUUCAAGCUUCAGGAGCUAUGGGAUGCUCUGUACUUUUCCGAAGAUGAAAUGCUCGAGUUUACCCCGGCCUUCUCUGACGUCUACAGCGAUGCGCUACUAGAAGCUCACGAACGCGAGAUCUCCCGGCUUGAAACAUUAAAGGAUCAGCGAGCACCUACUCUGGCGCUAGUUGAAAAGCACCGCACUCUAGUCCACGAUCGAGAUGAACUUGCCACAUCUAGCCAGGAUGCGUCUCGUUUAAUGAUGCGUGGACAGAAAGGAGAAAGACGGGACCCUGGAAAGUUGCUGCGUGAAGAGAAGAUGCGCAAGAGAAUUGCUAAGGAGCUGCCUAAAGUUGCAGCCGAGCUUGCUAAGCUUCUAGAGAAAUGGGAAGACGAGUACGGUCGUCCAUUCCUUGUUCAUGGCGAAAGGUAUCUAGACCUUCUAGAGCCUGAAGGUCCCAAGCAAGCUCCUGGCCCGAGAUCCAAGACCCCAGCAGGUCCUCCGCCAUCAGUAAACAAGGCGCAGAAAGGGCCAGUACUUACUCGCGCCAAUAGUACUGCCAGCAAAGCUGCUGGUAUCAUAAGAUCGAAGACACCGACUGCGAAUGGAAAUGGUAAUGGAAACGGCACACUCAAAAGAGCCCCGACGUCAAAUCACGCAUCGAAGGAAUCGAAAGAUUUGAAAGGGAGCCCAUCUAGAAUUCCAGCACGAGUUCCCUUAUCAAAUCUUAAGCAUGGUAACAACUCACCCGAGAGAGCCCGGCCUGAAUCACGAUCACAGGCGUUGCGUUCUGGUCAAGUGCUUAUGCGCGCACCUCCCCCCAAGAUGAGAGAUCUGGGACCGCCUCCUGAGUUGGAGACACCGAUGAACCCUUAUCGAGGCACCGGGCUUGGAUCAAGCUGCCAUGUUCGCGCGGUUGAACCCGAGGAUGUGUAUGAUGACAACAGAUAUGACCGCGAUUCGUAUUCGACAUACAGCAGACCUGACUCACGCGAAGAUCCGCACAUAUCAAUUCAUAGCGAUCGACUGGCGCAUUCCAACUACCCUCAGGCACCUCCCCCGAGACAAAUAUCAAACACCUCCACAGUUGUAACUGGUUCAGAGAAUUGGGAGACGUACGACGAUAACUCCGAGCCUGAACCCGACGUCUCUGACACCUACUACGCUAAAUUACGAGCUGCGAGGGGAAAGCGAUUCACGCCAGAAGACUCCUACGCUCGCCCACAGUCCAGUCAGGCCAAACGACAGCGUGGCUUACCUCCUUCUAUGCAUGCAGGGCAUGCCAUGAUUGACGAUGCAGGCAACCGAAUUGUGUCGGGAAGCGAGUGGACCGAUGAAGACGCUUACUGAGCUCUUCUCGCCAGUCUCCCCAAUGCCCAAUACAUGGACAAUACACGGAUAAUGAGCUUCUGAGGAAAUAACGCAUGUUAACGUUAUGAUUCAUGGGAUGCUUACCUAGUUACGUAUUUGACGACAUG
Molecule: messenger RNA, 2665 nt
Organism: Hypoxylon fragiforme
Lineage: Eukaryota; Fungi; Ascomycota; Sordariomycetes; Xylariales; Hypoxylaceae
Product: microtubule associated protein-domain-containing protein
Exons: 3
Coding region: 261-2537 (758 amino acids)
Biological process (GO): microtubule cytoskeleton organization; mitotic spindle midzone assembly
Cellular component (GO): spindle; mitotic spindle midzone; cytoplasm
Molecular function (GO): microtubule binding
Source: RefSeq, a predicted model, not a curated record